This is a messenger RNA of Bombus huntii, 1961 nucleotides long. Its product is annotated as retinol dehydrogenase 13-like. The coding region runs from base 121 to 867 and encodes 248 amino acids. The record is from RefSeq and is a predicted model, not a curated record. The transcript has 6 exons. NCBI's taxonomy places the organism in Eukaryota, Metazoa, Arthropoda, Insecta, Hymenoptera, Apidae.
UAUUACUUGAAGGAAAAAACAAAUCGUACAAUGUUUUACUAAAUUAUUGAUAAUUAAUGCUAUUGAUUAUUUCUAAAAAAUUGCCGUUAAUUAUUGGUGCAGUUUUAUUUAUUUAGAAAAAUGUUUGCGGCUGUUUCAAAACCUUACAUACUUAGAGAUUAUCUUAGUGGAGAAUUAUAUGAGAAUGAUAAAAAAUUAACUGACAAAGUAAUUAUUGUAACAGGAGCAAAUACUGGAAUUGGUAAAGAAAUAGCUCGUGAUUUAGCUAAACGAGAGGCUAAAGUUAUAAUGGCUUGUAGAGAUAUGGAAAAAUGUGAAAAUACACGCCGUGACAUAGUAGUAGAAAGUAGGAAUAAAUAUGUUUAUUGUAGACCAUGUGAUCUAGCAUCUCAAAAAAGUAUUAGGGAUUUUGCAGAGCAAUUUAAGAAAGAACACAAGAAAAGAAAGCUUCACAUUCUUAUAAAUAAUGCAGGAGUAAUGAGAUGUCCUAAGAUGUAUACCCAAGAAGGAAUUGAAUUGCAAUUUGGUGUGAAUCAUAUAGGACACUUUUUACUAACAAAUUUAUUGUUAGACACUUUAAAAGAUUCUGCACCAUCAAGGAUUGUAAAUGUUUCAAGUAGUGCACACAAGCGUGGCAAAAUUAAAUUCGACGAUUUGAAUAAUGAGAAAACCUAUGAGCCUGGCGAAGCAUAUGCACAGAGCAAAUUAGCUAAUAUUCUAUUUACAAAGGAAUUGGCAAAUAAAUUGAAAGGAACUGGUGUUACAGUGAAUGCCGUCCAUCCUGGUAUAGUACGAACAGAAAUAACGCGAUAUAUGGGAAUUUAUCAAAACUUUUUAGGUAGAUUGGCUGUAGAUACUCUUUAUUAAAACCAAUAGUACAUUAAAGUAUGACAUUCGAAGAAUAUUGUAUAAAAUUUUCACGGAGAAAUAUUAAAAAAUACGGCAAUGGCAAUAAUUAUUCGGACGUGUCUCGGAAAAAAGUAGAAUUGCUCAUAACUUGGUGCUGCAUCAUCUGAAAUCAAAAACUCAAAGUUCAUUCGUUAGGUAACAGUUUUCCCCAGGUAACGCUGGGAGGGUUUUUCGAAAUUUCAAUUUUUCACUUUUUUGGAACACUUUGAAGGGAAAAUUAGCCGCAAAUUUUUCAACAAAUUUUCACAAAAUCGGCUAAUGACAAUAAAUCAUUCUUUCAAGCAGAAGGAAAACAAUUAAUGCUUUUGAAUUAUAUAGCUACCUCUUGUCCUCUCCCUGAAUCUACCUAGAAGGAGUUUACCACUCAACAUCGUUACCCUCCGCCAAAUACCAACAAUAAGAAGCUGUCCCUUGAUGAUAAAAUAUAUUCAAAGCCAACGAUAUUUACAAUAUAAUCAUCGGAAUAGCUCAAGCGACCGACAACUAUAUCGAUCAAAUAUUUCUCUGCUGUACUUACUAUAUACUUAAUACGACGACUGUGUAAUUAAUGCGUAAGAAAUAAUAAAGCGAUGGUAGAUGUAUCGUUCAAUGUUUCAAUAUAUAAUUCUGUAUAAAGUAUAUCAUUCUUUCGAAUAUAUUUAAGCGGUAUAUGUACUUCGAAUAACUCAUAAUUAUAAUAUUAUCGAACUUCUAUGAAUGUAAACACAGAACAUAAACUACCACCCGAGACGAUUAUUGCUCUAAUAGCCCAGUGGUGAUAACCAUGUAACCCAUAUAGAGGUAACACAUAAAUUAUUAUUUAUUAAAGAGCGUAAAUUUAAAAAAAAAAGCAAUGUAUUCGCUUCCUACUCGACGACUAAUAAUAAAUUAGAAUCGCACUUUCCUCCAACUCUGUUGUCAUUGUAUAUUCUCAGAAACAUUCUCGGACUUUCCGUAAUUAAGAAGGUUUCGCAUACCUGCUGCACAAUACGUCUGUCCUUUAAACCGUGUUUCAUACACCAAACAAAUCAACAACUGCUUAGGCUUUACCAGCCUGUUAAUAAGGGGGCCCC